Molecule: messenger RNA, 609 nt
Organism: Trichoderma breve
Lineage: Eukaryota; Fungi; Ascomycota; Sordariomycetes; Hypocreales; Hypocreaceae
Exons: 1
Coding region: 1-609 (202 amino acids)
Source: RefSeq, a predicted model, not a curated record
AUGAGCUCCCAACAAGGUGAUGAGAUGCCAACUCCCACGAGCACUCAAGAAACCAAUGGGACCGCGCGAAGUUCCGGCCAACCCCCGAUGAUGAGUUCUCAGGCGACGCGAGACAGGCUUCAGGCACUGUUCCCAGAGGGUACCAGCGUGCCAACUCAAAGCAUUAGCAACGUCUGGCGAUCCUACGAUGACAUGGACGAAGAGGCCAGGCUUAUCGCAGACGACCUUUUGGGUACACUCGCCGCAUUCAAUGAUCAGCAACCCGUCUUCAACGAAACCGUGAGAAGGAAUUUCUGGAACAGAUGGGUAUUUGCCUCAGGCUGGGAUACCGACUGCACUGUUCAAGAGCCGGGCAGCAUCCGUAACAGGACAAUGGCAGAGUCUUCGUUGGAGGUUGGGACAAUCAUGCCAGGAAUGCCUCGACCCAAUGAGCGAGUGAAGAAGAAUCAGAACACACCUGCUCACCGACUCGCCGGCCAACCUGUGUUUCUGAGGCCACAACCAAACUGGGGUCACUACGGAGUGGCAUUCAAAUAUUCCGACAUCAGGGGCGGUGCCAUACCCUCCCAAUGGGUACAACAUUCCCCAGGCUACAGUCCUAUGCGCUGA